AUGGAGAUAUUACAUAAAUUUAAACAAAAUGGUUAUUUUACAGCAGAUUUGUAUCACCUGCUUGCGAAGAAGAGGAUUUCAGAUCCGUCUGAGGAGAUCACACCCUCGGAAUACGAAAAGGAGAUGAGGAUGAGCACAGCUGAGCGUUUAAAAAGCUUGAAUACAGUUAUUGUUGAUAACAUUGUGUCUACAGCGAAGAAUAGGAAAGCUGUUCUAUCAUUUACACCAAAGCUGAUUGUCUUCCAGAAUUUUAAGCCAAACGAUAAAAUUGUGGCUAAAUUCUCAGUCAAAAACAUAAGCAAGAGUCCAGUUUACUUGAAUAUGGUGUAUAAGGAAUCGUCGUAUUUUUUUAUUAAACCCUGCGGGGGGCAGCUGUUGUCGCGGUUAGCUCCAGGGAUCAGUGUGUCUUUCGCUAUUACUUUCCAACCUGUGCAAUAUGAAGACUAUACGCAUCGAGUCACAUUUUAUACUGAUCUAGAUCAAUAUGUUCUACCAAUUAUCGCGAUGGGUCCCCGGCCUGUGUUUAAUUUUCCAGAUGAAAUUGUUAUACCUAAAAUACCACUCAAGAUCGAAAAUCAUGUUGUAUUACCAGUCCAUAAUGUUGGGAUGAUUCAUGCUGGAUUUACAUUGACAGCAAGAUGCCCUUUCUCUGUGCAACCUAAAUCGGGAUAUCUAAAUCCUAACCAGAAAAUUGAUAUCACAGUUGGCUUUAAGAGUAUGCAUCUUGGAGAAAGAAUUGGGAUUAUGAAUGCAACAUUUGAAACUGGUGAGAAUUUUUGUAUUAAGUUAGUGGGAGUCACCCACACAGUGAAUAUACAAUUGGAGAAGGCAGUGGUUCGCUUUUUGGACACCUACAACACUAUGGUGCGACAACAAUCGUUUAAGAUUACGAACAAAUCCGAUCACAUCAUUAGUUAUAUGUGUAUGAAAAAUAGUUGCGUAAUAGGGGAUUUUGAAAAUAAAGUGAAGUUAGCAACAGUAUUCUACGACUUGAAAGAAAACGAAUCUAAAAAAUCCAAUAAGAUGGUGUACUAUGAUGUACUCAGCAGCGAGGAACACGAACGAGUCUAUACGAGAGUAUUUUUCGACGAAAUGCAGGCUCUGGUGGCUGACGAAUCUUUACAUUUUCAAGAUACACACUUUUCAAUAUCACCUAUAGAAGGCAAUCUGUGGCCAAAUAAGACGACAGAACUGACGAUUACGUUUUCUCCAAAACAAAUAGGAGAAUUCGAGGCGAUCGUCUUUUUAGACAUAGAUGGUGUUGUUGAGCGAGUACCUUUAAAAAUGGUUGGUACUUCUUUGCCGCCUCUCAUCAACUUGAAUUUGGAGACAUUGGACAUGGAUCGAGUAUAUAUUAAUAAAACUUACAAUUAUGAAAUCGUCGCUAUGAAUAAAGGUCACAUAAAUGGAGUGAUCGUAUAUAAAGAAUUACCACCAUUAUUCGGCAGUAUUAUAACUUGCACUCCGCAGAUGCACUGUAUGAGACCGGGCGACGUAGAGAAAUUUAUCAUUUCGUUUUGCAAUUCAAAUCAAGGGCCAUUUUUUGAAGAGAUAAAUUUCGCUAUUCGGGAAACUAAUGUUGUCCUAAAACUUUAUUUAAAGGGUGUGGUUAUUUAUCCAUCAUUGAUGUUUAGCAUGCCGUGCCUUGAUUUUGGAAUGGUCAGUCUAGGUAUAUCAAAAACAUUGGAAGUAGAGGUGAUUAACGAGUCUGUAGUACACGUGGACGCUAACGUGAAGAUUUCUUCUGACGGGCCAGAGAUAAGCAGCAUAACCUUAAUUGACUAUUCCGUGGCUGAUAAACCAAAACCGAAAAUCCCCCAAUGGCCGCGAGAAUUUCAUAUCGAACCGCAGAAGAUUCAUAUAUUACCAGAAUCCAGAGUAUCCAUUAAAGUUAAACUGACGGCAAACUUAAUACGUGCUAACCAGACGUCGCUUGAGUUGGAACUUGAUAAAUCUGAUAGUCCACCGAUAGUUUUGCCAGUAACGUUCAACGCUAUGGUACCUAUCAUCACUCCUGUGCCGGAUAUUAAGCUCCGAGCGUGUUUCCUAGAUUUUCCUUACAAACAAGAGAUUCAUGUCUUCUGCAGCGAUUUUUGGGGAUACUUUUCUUUGGUAGAACCUGAGAUUGAAUCAACGUUAGAAGUGGACGUGGAUGUCAAAGAGGGCAUAAUAAAACCAAAUAGUGUUUUAAUAUUACCCGUCACUAUAAAAACUAGUGUUCUCGGCGUCCAGGAGUAUUCGAUUAAACUGAGUCUCUUCGGUUUGUCUCAACCAGUUGAAAUAUGUCACAUAACUGGUUGUGGAGUGAGGCCCAUAGUGACUUGCAAUCCCAUGGCUUUACACUGGGGACAGGUUAAGCUGUUGUCAAAAACUCAUAAGACCCUCGUACUAUGCAACGAUUCACCUGUCAUUGUUAAUUUUAAAGUCUCUUUGUUAAAUCGGGAUGGUAGAUGGCAUAUUUAUCCAACAGAAGGUAAUAUACUACCAGAAUCUGAGUCCGAAUUAACUGUUAGCCUAUAUUUGAUUGACGCUGACAGUUAUACGAACAAAGCUGUAAUACAAUUGGAAAAAGUAAAAGAUAUAUUGGUACCGUUAUCUGCAACUGGAAUAGGAACCAGUAUUUUAGUUGGCGAACUACGGGAUAGAGUUAUUUUGGGUCGUCAUUUUACUAAAAUACCGCUCCAAUGUAAAGUAAUUAUGGAGAAUUGCGGAACUCGUAUGCAUGCCCUGGAAUGGAGCGAACAUUACAAAGCGCCUAAAACGAAGCAAAGCACUACGGGGUUCUUUAAUUUAGAACCAAGGGUUUUUAAAAUGGCGGCGGGAGAAAAAUUAGAGUUGAAUGUGACGGGGCUCUCCUACAAGACAACAACGAUAAAAGAAAUGUGGUACUUGGUCGGAAGUGUGGAAGGAAUAAAUAAAAAGGAGUUGUUACUUGAAUGUCAAAUUGUAGCUGAAUUCGUAGACCCUAAAAUAGAGGUGUCCUCUUCUUCCAUAGAAUUUCAAUACGACUAUGGACCGUACAGCGAGUAUUACAAAUUAACAGAUCUGGUUACAAUUAAAAAUGUUUCCAAGUUACCACUAGAUUUCGAAAUAAAUGUCAAACCUCCGUUUGCUAUAAUUCAGAAGAGUAGUUCAUAUAAAAUAUUGCCGACAGAAGAAAACUUAUGCGGGUGCAUAUGUUACAGAGAAUCUGACAUUAACAUAAACAAUAUACUUAACGAAAAUGGACAGCAAUCUAAAGUAUUUAUAGAUUACUUGACUUUGAAACCAGUUAAUCCUCUGAGAAAAGGUCCCCUGCAUUUUUUUCAAGAUAUCAAUAGGAUAAAAUCGGCUUUCAAUCUUACACAUAUGAUUGAAGAAAGAUUGGACGAUCAAGAUAUUAUGAAAAUACAAAUUCUAUUCGACACCACCAAACAUACGUCACUGAAGUCUAGAGUUUAUUGUGAUUUAAUGCGUUUGAAAUUCAAAGGACAUAAAAAUAAGGAUGCAAUCAAACUUGUUGGAAAAAUAAACUUCCCGAAUAUUUUUGUUCUAUCUCCAAGAGUAGAUUUCCAAUAUGUUCUGAACGGACGUAUUGAGAGCAGAACUAUAAAAAUUCAAAAUACAACACCUCUUAUGGUUUGCUAUAGAUUCAAUUGGAAGAAAUGUACAAUAAGUCAUAUAGUGCAGGACGAGGGGUCAAAAGAAGAGUUAGAUAGUAAAAUCACCUUGUAUCACCAAGAAUCAACAACAGAAACUACACAUUAUAGCGGCGCCGAGGAAUUGCACGAAAUACUACCAUGCCGCACCGCUGCCGAAGCUUUGUUUAUUGAUGAUGAACUGGAUCAAAGUAAUGCUCCCGAUAUGCUAAUGUCAUAUAAACAAGAAGUGAAAGUAACUCAGACGACAAGUUCACAGAGUUUGACAGCGGAGGAUCCCGAAUUACUUAAUUAUAAAAUAAUGCAAAAAGUUACUCCCAUGUUGGACAUAGAAUGUGAUGGUGAAUUUGAAUGGUCAUACAAGUUUUUGAAGCUCAAUAGAAAUCAAAACGUAUCGAUAAACGAUUUAUUCUACUUGAUCCCCUUUUCCGGAUUAUUGAAACCUAAUGAAGUUCAAUAUGUUAAUAUAAUGUUCAGACCCAAAACUGAUAUAAGCGUCAGAGCUACAUUGGAGUGCGAAGUUUUGGGAGGGCCUCCAGAAACAAUAAUAGUUACUGGUCAAAGUUCAAAUUUACUAUACAAAAUAAACACGCAGCGAAUAAAUUUUAAAAUACGCUCAUUUCACGAGAAUGCAACGGAACAAUUGGUGAUUUCAAACAUAUCACAAUUACCUUUUGAAUACACAACUUACCUUAACGAACCCGAAUUUGAAAAUGAUUUGCCUGGAAGGAUUCUCAAUUUAAUACCAUCUCAGAAACUUUUAGAGCCGGAGGAGCAAAUAGAAAUGAAAGUUGAAAUGAGACCUGGUGUUAUGGGAUACUUUCAGACUAAAUUCCUUUUAGAGAUUGGGCAUCUCCCUCUGUUGCACAUAGAGGUGUUCGGAUGGGGUGUCAUUCCACAAGUUUAUUUUUGUCUACCACGGCCGGACAUAUUUAAACUUGAUGAACAAAUCGGAUACCACGCCAUUCCAAAGCUAACAACAGAAUAUUUACAAGCUGUUAGCGAAAUAUUUACCGUUGGCACCUCUGAGCAUUUAAAUUCUCCAUUGACUGAAAAAUGCUUUGAAGAUCCCACUUUACAACAUGAUUGGCAUAUAUGUUCUUCUUGGGAUCUCUAUCCCUCGGUAAUGGAUAUUGAAUUAGCUAUAGAAAGACAGUUGGUAAUUGAUCACAUAAAAUUACGACCAGACCUACUGACAUCGUAUUUUACAACGGGAAAAAUGGGGCCUAUUCCAGGCUUCCUUACAGUUCCAUAUGUUAUAGAUUUUGGAGUUGUUAUCACGGGUAGUACUAUACAAUGCUCUGUUGAGAUAGUAAACUAUGGUCCAAUAGUAUCAAAGUUGCACUUUGCUAAAGGCACUAACAUACCGACUUGGUUGAGUUUGAAAUUGUGUGGAAAAUUGAAUCCAGGUGAGAAAGGGAAACUUGAGGUUUCGUUUGCACCCACUUCAAUAGAUUUUACGGAACUCGAGCAGAAUGUUGAAACGUCAUUUAAUAUAGAGGUUCCAUGCGGAGUUAUAAUACCUAUACGUAUAACAGCACUCUGUGCUGUACCUUAUUUAGUUUCAAAUAUUAAAGAAAUUGAUUUCGGCUCCGUCAGAUGCGGGGACAAGAUAACAUGCUCCAUUCCUCUCAAAAACAUUGGGAAACCGGCUUGCAUUUGGUUCGUUACGUUGAAAUUAAGAUCUCCCGGGCCGAGUCCAAUGACAAUAUUGGACAGUUCAGGAAAAUAUGAACCAGGCGAAGGCGGCUGGCUGAGUAUUGCGUUCAAACCUACUAUUGAAAUGGUGUAUGAGGGCCUACUUAUAUUUAAGUAUCAUAUGAAUCCAAAUAGAAUGACGAUACCCAUAACUGGUAAAGGGAUUAUGCCUCAAGUACAUAUUAUCGGUCCAAAUGUAGCAUUUCCACCAACUCUGCCGUGGUCGGAAACUUCGGAUAUUUAUUUCGGACUUACAAACCCGUGCCCGUUUCCUAUUGAAUUAAUCAUAGCACACAGCGAUAAAAUGUGGCAGCAAGAAGAAGAAAUAUAUCAACUUUUAUACAAAUAUUAUAACAAACCAGAUGAAAUGUUGGUUCCUUCUAUACAACCUGGCACAGGGUUCCCAUUUGAAGUAACAAAUUUUUAUACAAAGUUCAAAGAAACGGUGAAAAAGUACCAAGAUGACGAGAUUCAAGGGGCAAAAGUCACAACAUCACGCUCAAUUGCAUCUUCAAAAAAACUCAAAAGUCCUAAAAAUACUGCUAAACCGUCGUCUGUAAAAGAAUCUACUUCUGUAAAGAAAGUUCGAAACGAAGCAGAGAUAAUUUCAGAUGUCAUCAAGGAGUUUAAGGAGAAGAAUAUGGAUCCGUUAAAAGAGAGCCUUUCUGUAUUUGAUACUGUUUCAACAGAAACUGGAACUGAAAAAUAUUCCAACGGAGUUUUAAUUUUUGUUCAUGGAUCCCCUUGUGAAGAAGUCCAAUGCCAGGAAAUGGCGUAUUCUCUCGGAAAAGCUCUUCAACUACCGACAAUCAACAUUGAUUUGUGUAUCGUAGAAGCUUUGUGCGUCUGUACGUGUCCAGCAAAAUUAUUAAUCACAAGUGCAAUUGAAGAAAUGUAUGCCAUUUACCGAAAAGGUGCGACGAACAAAACCGGCUCCGAAGAAGAUGAAAAUGAUGAUGAAAUUUCAUCGGAGGAAAUUGAGGACAAGUUUGACAUUAUGUUGAAAAAGAUUGAGUAUUUGGCAAUUAAUAAAAAUGUAGGCACACCUAAAUCUAAACUUGGUGAUAAGAAGAAGAAAAAGUCACCUACAUCUUCAGUAGCAUCUCAAUCAGCACUCGGAGCGAUAGGUUCAACCACUAUGUUUCAAAUGGAUUUGAUGCUGGAACUCCUAACAGAAUUUUUCAAAUUGCCCAAAUUCGACCGAGGCUUCAUUGUGGAUACCUUAUCGAGCGAAAUUUUAAAAAAUCCUCCACUAGCACUAUCAACAAUUAUUAAAGCAAAACACUCAAUAUGGAAUGUUAAUUUGAUACUGUGUCAAUCUGAUUUCAAUAAAUGGGUCCAGUCAUACGAGGAAGCUCAGCGAGAAAUGGAUCAAAUAGACGAGAACAUACCCAAAGAGUAUGAUGAAACUGAAAUAGCAGAAAUCGUUGAAUCUUUUGAAGCGAUGGAGAGUGAAGAAUACGAGAAUGCCGACCCGGAGUUAAAAGCAAUUUACAUUAGUUAUGGCUUAGAGAAUAGACGUAGAAAUUAUUUAGAGAAAGUUGGGUAUAGAAAAGAUUCUGUUACAAAAUUGAAGAGUGCGAAAGAUCACAGUAAGUCAAUCCUGGUUAUCGAAAAAGAUGAGUCUAAGAAAAAAAUUAAGAAAGAGGAAAUGAGAGCAAAACCUACGAGUGAAUACUUGAUGAUGAACACAAAAUACAACGAAUAUUUAAAAAAUACUUUCGAAAACCUGAUCAAUAUAGCGAAUAACUGGGUAUUUGAAGAGGAAGAUGUUGGUUUUCCUUUGUACGGCUUUAACGGACAAGUAAUAAAUGCAGCACAGAAAAAGGCUAAGAAAAAAUCUGAUGUACAAAUCCAAAUGUCAGAAGUAAGUUUUUCUGAACGAGGAUUUCCAUUGACAAUAAUAAUGUGUCCAUGUCUUCGAUAUAAACAAGUUUUAGUACAUAAGUUUGCAACGUCAACACAUAUUCAAGAAGCUUUAAGGGAAGAAGAAAAGUAUGACGUACUAAAGUGUCCUAUCGAUAAAAAGUCUUACACUGUACUCCUACCUAAAACAUUUCCCAGUAUAAAUCAUGAAGAACCUUUGGAAUGGAAAUAUUUGGACGAACCUCCUAUUAAAAAAUGUGAAUGUAACCAAUUAAAUGAUUUAAACCUGUUGGACGAUACCAGUCAAGAUAAUGUUUUAAAUAUACUUAGCAAAUGGAACUGCACAUGUGGUAAAAAGGUAACAUCGUCCCAAACAUCUACUAGUGAAAUACCGGUUGCCUCUCUAGAAAAAGUUGUAGCAAAUGAAAGUGAAACUGAAGUAACAUACCCUUUACCACUACGUACUGUGAAGUCAUUGACCGAUAUCAAUACUAGAAUCGUUUUACAUCCCGGAGAUCUAGUACGAUGCAAGUACUCCUUCAGUCCUAAAGUUGAAGGAAAUUUUAGUGUCAAAAGAUUCGUGGAAGUCAGUGGCUGGCCUGAAUCGAGGGUAGACAUAAACGUGUCUGGGAUAUGUGACCUACCGAGAUUAGACAGUCGCCCGAAGAAAAUGUUUGAAAACUUCGUCAGAAGAGCGUUAGAAGAUCAAGUUUAUAAAGUUACUUAUUUGGAUGAUCAGAAACUAUUUGAAUUUGGACCUAUAUUUGUAGGAAUGAACAGGAUAUAUGAAGAAAAAUAUACCAUAGACAUAAGAAACUCUUCUUUGAUAACGACAGACAUCGAAGUAGAAUUUCUAGAAGAAACUACAGUUUUCAUUAUUGAUAAAACUUCAUUAAUACUGGAGCCUGGGUGUAGAGGUAAACUAGAGGUAUCUGCAGCACCAACAGAGGUAGGAGUGCAUACGAGUGUGUUGAUGUUCUGCGUCAAAGACAAUCCCGAAAUCGUGACUGUUACAGUAGCUUGUAGAGGAGUUGUGCCUACCGUUGAAAUUCUUCCAUUGACGAAAAUGAUUGAGUAUGGAAAACAUUUACUAUAUAGACGUGAAGACGACAGGUUUAUAGUGAAAAAUGAUUCAAUCUUGCCUAUAAAGUGGCAAAUACGAAAUGCUUCGGAAUUUGUAGAGGAUUUUAUAAUAUCUGAAUCAUCGGGCGUAGUGUUACGUCAUGAUAACCAAGUUGUACCCGUUACAUACAUCGCUUGCAGGGUUGGAGUUAUAUCAAACAAGGCAUUGACAAUUGAUAUAUACGAUGCAGAGGGUCGUGGAGAGCCAAUGUUAACAGAUGUUUUGUUCUUAUCUGCGGAGUGUUAUGACGUUAUGGUAGAUUGUGCUUAUGAAAAUCCCAGCGAAAAUUUCUUAAACUACGGAAACGUCAAAGUGAAUUCCACAGUUUAUCGAGAAAUGUAUUUGCUAAAUCGUGGAAAAUACAAUGUUUAUUACAAGCUUAAAAAGGUAAAGAAUUUUCCUGAACCAUCGUUGCUCCGAUCUUUUGAAGUGAUGCAAGAAUGUGGAGUUGUACCACCAACAUUAAAAUUAGUUAUCAUAGAAUUUGAAUGUACUCCCACAACUUCCAUGAAUUUGGUCAACGUUCCAGCUUAUAUUUGUUCCAUUUUAGAUGGUAGUAAAAACCAGGUGGUUGUAGCAAAGUUUCCCGUGUGCAUUUCAAUUGCUUCGUUUUAUAAUACUUUCACUUUAUUCCCUUUGGGGGAGUUAAAUUUUCAUAUUAUUGCUGUCGGGAGCGGUGUAAUGCGUGACGUUAUUUUAAACAAUACGAGUAAAUGCCCCGUAACCUAUGAAAUAGUUUUACCCCCGAAGUAUCAACCGCAUCCUGAAGAUCCACAACCUCAGAUGAAAUUAAAAGACAAUAAGUUGAAAAACCCUCCAUUGAAAUGUGGAAACUUUCUCAUUUUAAACGAUGACAAUCUUCUGGCUCCUGGUACCAGUAGGACGCUUCAAAUCCAAUUUCUUGCUACCGCUGCGAAGACAUUUGAGGAGACGAUACAUUUUAUAAUCAGUGACACUUGUCCUGCUGAAGCUCAGGGAGUUCCAUUAAAACUAGUUGGUACAGGAGCAAUGCCGACGCUCGAUUUUUGGAACUUAGAAACGACAUUUCGCGAACAUCUUAUCGUUAAAAAUUUGUCUGACUAUAAAGUGCAUGAGUCAUCACCGCAUUGUGUAUUUGUUGAAGACUCCGUCACUCUCCACUUUUUCGCCGUCAAUGUAAAUUCUAGCUAUGUUGCAAUUGUCGACCUUUACAAUAGCGGACUCGUUGCUUGUGCAUUAACAAUGAAGCUACAUUAUCAAUCUAAUACAGAACAUAGUAUAUUUUCACUGGACAAGUACCAGACCCAUAUAGAACCAUUGUUACAUAAAAACUUGGGUAUUAUAUUUAGCCCAAAAGCUCUUGAGGAAUACAGAGCGGUUUUAGAAAUAAGACUUAAAUUGCUUCAGAAUCAAGAGCAAUCUUUUAAGAUAUGCUUAAUUGGUGAAGGUGUUAUACCAAGAAUAUUUUUAAUAUCACCGCCUUUGAAACAUCAAAGGAUUGCUCUGUUACAUUUUCCCGUUACCUGUUUGGGAUCAAUGACGAGUAAAAAGAUUCGUUUUAAAAACGUCAGCUCAGUACAAACGAUAGUAGUCGCUGAAGUUCUAUUCUCAAAGAAAGAAGAAAGACCAGUGUUUUGGUUAACCUCAGCCAUUGAUAGCGAACAUAUGAUUAUUUAUGGAAAUAAUGAUGACAUGAAUAUAGUAAUGAAAUUGAUGCUCAAGCCAAAUGAAAUAGCCACGCUAUAUGUCUAUUAUAAUCCUAUUAGAAGAGGAAGAAUUUCUUGUGAUGUAAAAUUAACGAUCGUCGAAAAUCCAUACGAACAUUUUACGGUACUCUGCGAAGCCGAGGCGUUUAUGGAAGAUGUAAUUUUGACGGGUUUAGAAAUGCUGUUCAUGGAUAUCGAUUUGGAAGUAUUCAAAGGAUCCGGUGAAGGAACCUUAUCGACGGUGUCAACGCUCGACAGUAGAAAGAAAAGUAAAAGUGCAACUGUGGAAAGAAAGAAAUCUCGAGCGUUAGAAAUAAAAAAGAGUAAGAGGAUAUCCCAGGCUUCGGUGAAAAUGAGCGAUACAACCAGUAGCGCUGAGCAUUCUAUUCUGAAAUACAUUUUAAAUUUUGGCGGCUGCGAGCUAGCUGUGAUGCACAGAAGAAUAGUAAUAAUGGUUAAUAAUUCAGAAAAAGUAUAUAGGUUUAAGUGGGGUGAAUUGGAAAAUAUUGUUGUUAAACCAUCGGUCGGAUAUAUUUCACCCGCAGAGGAAAAGGAUAUAGAAAUAGUUUUUUUCUCUCUACAACCUAUUGUAAUAAAGAAGGAAUUAUUGCAUUUAACAUUGACGGCCAUAAGUGAUGACUUCCUAACACUUGAUAUGAAAGCCACGACUUGGGAUAACCGACAAACUGUUACUGUUUUUGAUCACAACACAAAUGCAGAUCUGAACCAGAGAUUUGAGACGCCCUUGGAUGAACUCGUCAAUCAAAAUACGGAACCCUCUGCUGACGUGAUACAAAUGAUUAUCGUGCUAUCAGCAUUGACAGAGUACACAAAGUAUACGUGCAAUUUAAAGGCAGAAAAACGUUUGGAAGAUACAUUCAUUUAUCAAACGAGAAGUUUUAACUUCAAAGUUCAUAAUAUCGGAAAGGUACCAAUGAAAUUAGUAUGGAACUUUAUAAUCGAUGAUAAUUAUCCAGCACGGAUAGAUAAAUAUGUACCCAGAGAAGAAAGUGAAAGUGCUAACGAAGAAGGUGGAGAAAAUGAUGAACGGAAACCAUCUGAACAAAUUGUGAACCAAAAUGAUAAUCCCAGUAAAAUUACCUUAUUCAGCGAUAGUACGGGAAGGGAGAGUGUUGAUACAUGGUUCGAAGCUGACUUACCUUUCGUCAUAAAACCAGAGAGAGAAUGUCUCAAACCGAAUGAAAGUCGAGAGUUUAAAGUUACCUUUGCACCGCUAGAGGCUUUCCUUUUUAAUGUCCGACUUAAAAGUUCAAUAGAUAAUUUGGAUCCCUAUGACCAAAAUAUAUCAUGCAAAAUCCGAGCCAAAUCCUUAAUACCAUAUGUACACCUUAAUAUUGAGGAGAGUGAUUAUAUAUCGUCCGGCAGAAGGAAAACAACUGGUGUGGCGCUGCCUCCUCAUAUAAAUGUGCUUGAAUUUAACGUGCUCGGUUCCGGUUGUUAUAAAAAAGCUUUCAAUGUUAUUAAUCCCACAUGCGAGGGUUACGAGUUCAUAUUCGAAAUGGUAAUGUCUGACAACCCUGAUCUCAUUCCUAUGCAUUGCAACAUGCUGAAAGGUUACGUUGAAGGAGGUACAAGUACGGAAGUCGUGUUUACGUUCUCACCAACAGCACCUGGGACGUAUGAAUCCCAAUGGAAAUUCAUAAUUCCCGUUCAUUCGUUGGUCAUGAAUCUCCUGGUAGUGGGUAUUGUGCACGAGCCAGAUGUUAUGUUUGUACCAACCAUUCUUAUAAUAAGGAACUCUUUGGUUGGAUUUACGACGACACAUACGGUCAUUUUAAAAAAUACUGAAAAUGAAAGUUUGAAUUACGAAUUCAAAGGAAACUCUUUAUGUAACGAAUCGGGUAAAACACCGGUCGUAGUUGAACCAGAAAAAGGUGUAUUGAGACCUAGAUCGGAGACUCCUGUUAAAAUAAUCUACACUCCAAUACAAGACGGACCACUUUCCUUCAAAAUAUUUUGCAGUGUGACGUACUUAACGAAACUUAUAACUUUGUGUGUAAACGCUCUGAGUUACUCCAUAAAGCCGAAGGUCACGUAUUAUUUGAUUGGGAAUGAUCAUAUACUGCAAAGUGAUGCGAUCACUAAUAUUCAUUUGGAUCAGACCGCUUCAACAUACGAGAGGACAAUUCCGUUUACAAUCAAAAACGAUGGGUCUGCGACGUUCUUUUUCGACUGGCGUUACAACACCAGCGGUGUGAGGAAGUACCUCAACAUGUACGUGGAACCGAGCAGCGGUCACGUGACUCCUGCCGCGGAGGUCGAAUGUAUUCUUCAUUUUACACUCAAAAAAGUACCUGUCCAGUCAUUCCCUGUUAAACUCUUUAUUCCCGAUGGUCCCGAGUAUAUGAUAUACCUUCAUGCAGAAAUUAAAAAACCUUCAUAUAGCUUUUCGUGUAUGGAAUACGAUUUUGGUAGAUGUAUCGUUAAUGCUCCAGAUUCGACUUAUAAGAAAAAUUUAGGUGUUUAUAAUAAUGACACCGAACCUAUUACUGUUGACCUAAAUUUCUCUAAUGUCCCUGAACUAUUUGUGAGCUACAAUAAUGAGAGCAGUAUUGAACCCAAAAAUCGUUUGAAAAUAUCAGUAUUCUUCCGCCCUAAACAAGUUAAGGAGUAUGAAUUCAAAUUGCAAUUUUGGGUGAAUUCACUAUGUGAAGAAAUCGUUACUAUCAAAGGCGAAGGAAUUCCUCUUCUAUUCGAUCUUUAUGAAGGAUGUCAAAAGAGUUUUGAUCUAGGACCAGUUAAAGUAGGGGAAAAGAUUAUUCGACAGAUAGAAGUUAUGAAUCAUAGUAAGGUACCCAUUGAGGCCAGUUAUAUAUUCAGGGUCAUGCACCCGAAUAUCGAAGACACUACGAAAUCUGAAGGCACCAGUGUUUGUCUUGUACCCAGUGCUACCACUCUUCAAGCUGACGGUGGACCAUCCAGGGGCCAUAUGUUACAACAGUAUAAAAACGACAAGAUCCAAGAGCAAAUAACUAUGGAUGUACAAAAUUCUUUAGCUUCUCUAAAAGUGAUACCAACAAAGUGUUUAAUAAAACCGUAUAUGAAAGUGCCGUUAAAAAUUUUGUUUAAGCCUGUUGGGAUGAUAAGUGACCUCAAUGUUCAGCUUAACAUGAAAGUGUUUGAAUUCGAGCGCCCUCUAGUGCGUUUGAGCGGAAGCGCUACUGGUAUGUCAUUAUGCUUCAGUCAGAAUUCACUGCAAUUUGGUCGUGUGCGCAAACGAGGCUGUAAGAUACUCAAGGUCAUGCUGUUCAAUAAAGGCGACUUUGGAGCAAGAUUUUGGUGGCAGCCGUUAAUAUCAAACGAGUUCUUAAUAUCCCCUAUGCAUGGGAAUAUAUCGGCACACACUAAUGUCACUUUUACAAUAACAUUUCGACCCGUCAAUCAUAAUCCAUUUAUUAAAGUUUGGGCAUCCUGUAAUAUUGAGAACUAUAAACCGUUGGAGUUAGCUCUGUAUGCCACUUGUGUGGACACUGGCAAUGUUCAAAUGAAAACUUUGUAUUUCGAAUGUCCGGUCAGAGAAAUAGAUACACAAUACGUUGUUGUCACAAAUCCUUCCGAUGAUAUGUGGCUGGUUUUGUCCGAAGUGUCUGGUGGACCGUUUGAAACUUUAAAGGAAUUUAAUGUAGAGCCGAAUUCAACUAUGGAUAUUCCAAUAUAUUUUAAACCGAAAACGGUUGGCAAACAUGAGAGCCAAGUAUUGUUUUCUCCUCUGGGCGAGAGCGCGCUGUUUAUAACGCUAGUGGGCUCAGCAGUUCAUCCUAAUCCUAACGGCAAUGUGAACAUCACUGUGUCGGCAAAAGAACUACACACUGAGCACCUGCUGGUGUAUAAUAUUACAGAGUUUCCAGAAACAUACCUUGUUUCUACUGAGUUUGUCAAAAUAAGUCCGGACAAAUUUGAUGGUUACUACGAGAUCAAGCAUCCAGAGACAAUAAAAGUAUGGGGAGAAGCGUCUGCUACUUGUCGUUGGACUUUUGUGUGCUAUGAGGAAUGUGAAAUUAUAGCAAAAGUAAUGUUUGUCAAUGAAGACAGCCGUGAGUAUCAAUUCUACAACGUUGUUGUGUCCGUCACGGAAAGCAAAAUUGUGGACACAUUGACAUUUGUGUCACCCGCGAGGGAGUCUAUGCGGAAAGAGCUCAUACUCAAGAAUCCAUUGAGCGAAGAUGCCAAUUUUGCCAUAAGAUGCGAUCACCUUGAAUGUCCAGACACGUUACUUAUUACUAGAAAUUCAGAGGCAACACUCGUGAUGGUCUACUCUCCUCUUGUGGUGGGACAGAUUGAGGAUGUUUUGGAAGUGAAGAACUUGGAGUUCACAACGUCUCUCGGCUUGUCUAUUCCUCUACGACUACGAGUUCAAAAUAAGACUGACGUGAGAACUGAUUUCAUCGCAACGGUAUCCCAUCCGUCAAUAAUAACAGAAAAAGAAUAUGAACUGGGACCAUUUGAGAAGGGUAAAUUUCAGACUUGGUUCGAACCGACAGUACUUGGGGUUCAGAAUUGCAAAGUAUCCUUUAAUUCUCCUGUGGCGGGUGAAUUUGUCUUUAACAUAAAGGGCAGAGCUUUAGAGCCCAAACCUCAAGGUCCAUUUGAAAUAAAAUCUGGAGGAUCGGUUGUGAUUACAUUUAAAAAUGUUUUUGAAGACGUCAGAAUGUUUAAGAUUUACGUCGAUCGCGAGGAGUUCUAUGUCAGAACACUUUAUGAGCCUGUGAAGUCUAAAAGUGAAUUAAGUAUUCCAGUCUUUUUCAAUCCCGGGUCGUCACGAACUUCUACGUCUACUCUCACCGGUUGUCUAACCGUCGAGACCUACGACCCACCGGAGCCUCGAGUUCAAUGGACGUACUUCCUCGAGGGAGUCCUUUAG
Messenger RNA from Danaus chrysippus (African queen), 14892 nucleotides. Lineage: Eukaryota; Metazoa; Arthropoda; Insecta; Lepidoptera; Nymphalidae. The record is from the annotation of a GenBank genome assembly.